UGGGUUUCGUGGUAAAUAAGACUCAAAGUUUAGACAACGUCCAUUCGCCUUUUUUGAAAGGACUUUCGCGGGUAGAAAAAUCAGAGCUACUCUUCUACGGCGCUUUACGUUUUGAAAUUAUUGAGUUUAAAGAUAAAAUGCCUCGCUCCUUUUUGGUUCGAAAGAAAGUUCCAACCCAUGAUCAACACCACGAGGAUAUUACAGAAAAGGUAGUUGCGAGUUCCGAUCCAGAUGGCAGAGAUCUAGAAAUCAGUGCCUCAAAAAUCUUAUACCAAGACAGUGCUGCAAGUCAAACUCUUCUUCAGGCGAUCAAACCUCGUCAUUACUUCCAAGCUGCUGUUGGGUCUACUUCAUCACAUCCCGACCCAAGGCGCCACAACAUCAAGCAGGAACACGUCACAGCAGCACAUAGCCAAUCCAGCCCCUCCACGGUCUGGAAAGCCUGGGCUCCACUGUCUCCAACAAGCUUCGUGCCUCCUCGCCAUCUUGGCUUCUCAGAUCCAAGCAUGGCCAGCGGACACUCAUUUAUGUGCCAUGCGCAGUACGAUCCAUUCCCAUCAAGGCUGAGCACAAAUGCCAGUCCCGUUGCUAUGGAGCCGUUUCUAUGGAGCAUGUCUCAUAGGUAUGUGCCCAGUACGGCGCAUGCGCAUCCAGGCUCCGAUUUGGACGCAUUUAGAAGAAGCAAUAGAACGUGUCAAAUGGAUGGUCACUGCGCAAGCACUCAAAGCGACACCAGGACCCAAAAUAGUCACGAGGACAAUAGCGUGUGCUAUCAGGAUUUGAGAUCAACGGUGACUAAAAACGAAAUGUCCCCAUCAAGUCCUCAGAACUACAAGGUCGUGGACUCAGCAGAAAGAGGCAACGAUGACCAGCAGACGUACGCUUGUAAGACGUGCCAGAAGAUCUUCUGUACUCCACACGGCCUCGAGGUGCACGUUAGAAGAUCACACGCAUCCAGCAGACCAUACAGCUGUCCCACAUGUGGCAAAACGUUCAGUCAUUAUGUUAGUCUCAUUCAGCACAAGAAGACGCACUCAUCGGUACGACUCUUUGAAUGCAAGAAAUGCGGAAAGCACUUCAAGCGUUCGUCAACGCUGUCCACACACAUGCUGAUUCACGCGGACAUCAGACCCUUCUCGUGUGAAUUCUGCGGGAAAAGAUUCCAUCAAAAGUCGGACAUGAAAAAGCACACUCUGGUCCACACAGGAGAGAAGCCACAUGAGUGCCGUUACUGUGGAAAGUGUUUCAGUCAGUCGUCCAAUCUGAUCACCCACAGUAGGAAGCAUUUAGGAUUCAAGCCGUUCGCUUGUCUUGUGUGUGGACGCGCUUUUUACCGCAAGGUUGACUUAAGAAGGCACAGUCAUGUUCAUACGGGGAUUAGGGCUUAAGCCGUUCGCUUGUCUUGUGUGUGGACGCGCUUUUUACCGCAAGGUUGACUUAAGAAGGCACAGUCAUGUUCAUACGGGGAUUAGGGCUUAAGCCGUUCGCUUGUCUUGUGUGUGGACGCGCCUUUUACCGCAAGGUUGACUUAAGAAGGCACAGUCAUGUUCAUACGGGGAUUAGGGCUUAAGCCGUUCGCUUGUCUUGUGUGUGGACGCGCCUUUUACCGCAAGGUUGACUUAAGAAGGCACAGUCAUGUUCAUACGGGGAUUAGGGCUUAAGCCGUGUUUUCACAUGGACACAUAUUUCUAUUGUAAUCAUGGUUGAAUACCGGACAUAAGGACGAAUUCGUUUUUUUCCAAGUUGUCUCUAAUUGGAAUAAGUUGCUAUAAUGUAAUAAAUACAUAUAUAAACUAAACAAACAUUACAUAAUUUCUUACGAAUUAUGAGAAUAAAGAUAGAGAAUCAUUAUAUUUCAGUGCGGACAACUUUUUGAGAAUGUUGUAUAAAAUAUAAAAUAAACAGAGGAAUUAGAA
This is a messenger RNA of Nematostella vectensis (starlet sea anemone), 1916 nucleotides long. RefSeq names its product zinc finger protein Gfi-1b. Lineage: Eukaryota; Metazoa; Cnidaria; Anthozoa; Actiniaria; Edwardsiidae. Gene Ontology annotation, molecular function: RNA polymerase II cis-regulatory region sequence-specific DNA binding; DNA-binding transcription factor activity. Gene Ontology annotation, biological process: regulation of transcription by RNA polymerase II. The transcript has 3 exons. Bases 138 to 1388 code for a protein of 416 amino acids. The record is from RefSeq and is a predicted model, not a curated record.